Molecule: messenger RNA, 6659 nt
Organism: Ooceraea biroi (clonal raider ant)
Lineage: Eukaryota; Metazoa; Arthropoda; Insecta; Hymenoptera; Formicidae
Source: RefSeq, a predicted model, not a curated record
UUUGACGCGUCAAGUGGUACUGUCGCGCUUCCACCUCGAGGGUCGCUGCGUUUAUCGGUAACUGUUUUACAUAAACAUUCCUGGGAGGGUGGUAGAUCGGCAAGAGCGGAGUCGCAUCGAGCUUCGCGGAGAUUUCUCUAAGUGAUCUCAAGUGUUUUCGCAGUUGAUUCGGCGUUCUCCAGGCGCGAUGGUCUCGUCUGACGCUUUUUAAGCUUCGUUUAACCCUGGCCUCGGGCUCCGAUCCAGCUAACUUGCGUAUUUAGUUAGUCAACCCUGCCCGCGAGGCGUCAUGGGAAACGACAAGUGGCUCGGACUCGCCCCAUCGAAAGCUGCCGACGUUCGACCGUAUCACCGGCUGUGUACAUAUUCAGAUACGUAUGCGUGACGUGCGUGUAUAGGCCGCUAUGUCGUUGCACCGAGCGGUCUGUAUGCCUUUCAUGUGAUAAUCCUUGUGUAUUUAAUCGGAGAACGCCGAUGAUGCCGACUCGGUGCUUGACGUAAAAAGUGAACGAUCCCUCGUGGAUUAGUUCGUAAUUUGGUUUGAGCGUUGAGGCUAGAGAGAGCACUCGAACCUUCAAUGAGUGUUUGUUUAACAGUUUAGAGUUUUUUGGACUUUGAUUUUCACCGCUUUCUCGACCGUCUUUCCGACUCGCGGCUUUUAAUUUCAUGCGAGGUGUAUGCUUCAGUCAUUGCUGCUAAUUCCUGACAAAAACGCCCGCGCAGCGUAAAAUUGGAUUUAAUACGUUAUUAUGUCGCGGGCUUGCCGAGUUCAAGCCACAAAAUAGCGCAUUUAAUGACCAGGACGUAGCCGUGCUGACGUCUGAAAUUUGAGAUCGUAAAAUUAUAAAGCUCGUCGUUCGAAGCGAAAGUGCUGCAUGGUAAUUAACGCUGCCGUAAAUGAACCGUAUAUAAAAGCUGCAUUAAUUUAAUUAAAAGAGUUUUACACAGUUGCUGUGCUUAAUAAGGAAUUACGCGUGAGACGAGAGACACAGUUCAACAAUAAAAUACAACAAUAUAAUGAUCAUAACAGAGAUAAGAUUAAUUAUAAACCCUCUAUGUUGUACUCGUUAUCACUUAUCGAAAUUACACUGUCUUAUCGCGAGAAUUACCAAUACCACUCGUCCCGUAACCUCCGCAAUCGCAAGAGAUCGAUAAUGCAAUCGCCAUAUGAAGUCACCUGCUUCAACACGCGCUCUCGCACCUUAAUUAUGUUUGUACAGGAAAGAUUACAUUUAUCGCGAUUGCGUCUGAUGUUAUUAUAUCCACGCAAGGGAGAUUAUAUUCCGAUAAUAAUUUUUAGUACCACGAUGCAAUGAGAAUUGCUCUACUCUGUGAAGUUCUGCGCGUCUUUUCUCGACAUUCCGCUAUUCGCGACUAACUUGUCGAGUAGCGGUGAUAAUAAAUGAAAUUCAUUCACGCGUAAUGCAGUAAGGUCUGGAAAUUUUCGUAGCAUUUCCCGAAUACAGGUAUGCUAAAGGGUUUCUUUGCUUGUUAGAGCAUCCGGAGUUUCCUUGAUUCUCGUAGCUCUUUAAUUUGCUAAUGAAUUGCCUUCGGAAAGAGAAAUGUUUUGGCAGAGGUCAUGCUACUUCUGCCAGUUGACGAGGUCCUACCCAAUUUUAAAGCUUGUUGAUAUUUACGAUCGCCAGGUAAUCGUUCAUGAAUCAAUGCAAAAGCGAAAUGAUUUUACCUUGAUUGUAUCUGAUAUGUCUCUAUUGAUAUUCAUAUUCGCAGUCAUUUAUACGAGCGUACGUCUUGGAUAACGUCCAUGUCUGCAUAUUGAUGUACAUCCUGCUUUAUGCGGCGCUGUGGUAUGCUAAUUACAUAAUACAACGAAUAGAAAAGUCAAAUCAAGAAAUGUCAAUGACAGUUGCGGACAAUAAAAUGGUGAGUUUAAUUUUGCUUAUGUUAUGUAUAUUUAAGAGUCUAUGCGUCAUGUAAUUUUUAAGAAUAAUUUAUUAAAUUUAAUUUAUUCUCACUAAGAAAUUUUUUAGAAAUUGGACAAAUUGUUAAUACUAAAGAAUAAAAAGGCGGAAUUCCAAGAAGUGAUCGUAAAAACAGUUAGUGUCUUCUUGUUUCCUUUUAUUGUUUUAUAAUUACAAUAAUUAUAAUAAUAUUGUUUAUAGGCAGAUGCGCAAAAAUUAACUACAAAAUAUCUAGAAGAUGAAGUAAGAACAUUAUAACUUAUGUAUAGUCAGUGAUUUGAAAUGCUCAUAUUAAUAAAUAAGUUUAUAAUAUUACACUACAUUACAAAUAUAGUUUAAUCAUUCAGAUGCACAAACUGAGCACAGAAUUAAUAACGACGUCCAAUAAAAUUGUCGAACUAGAAAGGAUCAUUGAGAAAGUAAUCGUAAUUUUUUGACAUUUAGAAAUCGCGUUUUUUACCAGCUUCAGUAAUUAUUAUUAAAUCGUAGAUGGUUUUUAGUACAAAUAUCCAGAGAAAUCACUUGCAUAUUCAGCCGAUAUCAUCACAACCCGCGAAGGUGAAUGUCCAGAAGGACUCAAAGGAACCACGAAUUCGCUCGAGAACUUUAAGAUUCUCGAACCGUCGUUUCCACCGUCCCUACCGCCGGAACCACCUCCUAGAAAAUACGGGAUCUUUCUCAGCCGACCGCCUGGACAACGCAGAACGUUAUCUGCAGCUGCACCUGCAACUGCACUGCCAAAACUCGGAUUCAAAUAACAGCGCAUCGGCAGAAGCUUCCUCGGAAUCUAUUAAUCGAUAUCUUAAUUUCGCAAACUAUAUCCUUACAGCUAUCCGCAGAAUUUCCUCAAAACAUAGCAAUUAUCAUGACGGUGAUCGAAAAAGACAUCGUAAACGGGUUUCUAGGAUACGUUUACGGCAAUCCUCGUAUUCCUGCUUGCGUAAAAUUCGUGUGGAUUCCUUAAGGAAUGUUACACCUUUUACAAAAUCUCUAUUACAACUUGCUACGGUUUUUCUGCAAGAAUUCGAUAAAAAUAAGAGUUUUAGGUAAUUUCAACAUUUUAAAGACAAAAUCUAUGAUUUCUUAUCAUUUUUUAUUUUGGUAUUUGGAGCGUUAUGUUUAUCAUAUGCAUUAUUUUGUAUAUCAUAAAUAAAAUAUAAUUUUAAUGUGAUAACACAUUUAUAUAUUUUUACAAUGUUAUAUAUUGUGCAUUGUUGUUAAAAAAUGUGAAUAAAAGUCUUAACUUUUCUUUAUUCAUUUUAUUUUAAUUUAAUUCCAUUUUUGACUAUUUCUUAUUUUAACUUUAAUCGAAACAUGAAUUAUAAAUAAAAGAGGUUUAUUGCUGUUACAAUUGAUUUCGUAUUAUAAUCAUAUGUCACGGAGUAUUUUUCACGAUAGCUGCAAUUAUCUAUAUUUUACGUGAAUAAUAGACGGACGUGCACAUACACAUACACGAGAGAUACUACAAAACGAAAAAAACAAUAUAUGUAUAUAUUUGCACGUAUAUGAAACGCACGUUUCUUUGUGGCUUCUGUGCGUGAAAUAUGAGCGAUCUCACGUCAAAUCAAAGCAAGCACUUUCUGCUUCGCAGUUUUCCUUCUUUGAAAGUUCAGUCAAUCGAACGUGUUCGACAUACCAUUUCAUCGAUAAGAGCUCGAAAACAUGUUUCGAAGACAGCGAUCGAAAUAUAUGCUGAUUAUUAUCAUGUCCUCGUUCUCGUAUUUUUGAUCAAGCGCCGAAAAAGUUAUAUUAAUCUCGAUCGCUACUGCGUUAUUCAAUUAUAUCUUUUCGUCUUGUACGAUGGUAAGGAAGCGAGCGUAUUAUAUGGUAUUUCUUAAUCCAGCUCAUAUUUAUCGAAUAAAAUCUCUCUUAGCGAUAACGCCGAAGUGGUACGACUCAGCGGGAAAGAAAAUGCCAAUGCCACGCUCUCAAAACGAGACAGCCGAGGUGUAACAUGGCAUACCCAAGUGCUUACCAUAUAAUUUACAGUCUGCAAAAGUUUCGUGACGCGAUGAAACCGAUCAUCAAUUUUGAUACGAAAAUUAUCUUCGCUGCUGGGACUUUCGCAUUAAUCCUGCUCUGUAAAGCGUAGGUGAUGUCCGAGAGAAAAAAAUAAGUGAAUGAACCGAUCCACUUUUCACUUGCGUAACCAUUUUGCAUGUGAAUAUGUAGUUUGCCAUAAAUAAUUAUUAAGAGAUAUCGUUUAACUUCUAGCACACGUGUUCUUCAGAAUUAUUCCAGAAUUAUUUAUUUAGACAUACAUGUUAUUUUCAUGUAUUAAAAAUGUAACAGACUAGUAAGCAUGCUAAAUACUUUUAAACACGUUGCAACUUGGUUGCAACUUGGUUGCAGUGUGUUUAAAAGUGUUUAGCAUGCAUGUAUAAUUAAAGCACGUUAGAGAAACUACGUGGAACUUAGACUAUCGAAAUAUCGCUUGUUCGUUUGCUGAGUUAGCAUGCUUACUAGUCUGUUGCAUUCUUAUUCAAGGCAUGAACGAAAGCAUUCAAUUGCUGUAUGCACAUUAAGAUUGGCAUGCAAUUGGAAAGCUUAUGCUACAUACGGUAAUCUUUCGGUGCAAUUUCUGUUCCAUGUGAGACACGACCUAUUAAUAAUUGUGCACUGACAUUAUCAUCUUUACGCUCUGCUUGUCAUGGUCGAUCGAAGCUUUCUUUCUUUCUUUUUUUCCUCACAACGUCAUUCUCGAUGCAUAAAUCUAGCAGUCGCAAGUGACCGCUUUGCAUAAAUACCAUCGAAAAUUCAUCGAAGGAAGAAUGACCGCCUUCUGCUCAUAAAAUUCGGCCAAACUUUCACCUAUUAAAACUGGAACAUAUCUUGUUGACUCGUUCUCUUUUAAUAAAAAUUUGUUCGAACAAUAUUAAAACAAUCUGUAUUAUUUAGUCUAAACACUUUAUACAGUUCCUUUGUGCAUUCUUUAGAGGUACAAUUCAUUUAUGUCGACGCAAAACAAAAUAGUCUUCUUUAUUCUUCUUCACUUAUCGUAAUUCUUCUGACAUUAGAGAGCAAAAAGGGAUAAAGUACUUCCGAUUGUAAUAAUUAUUACUGAUACUAAAACCGGCGAUUAUCUUUGCGCGCGGACCGUCUCGUUCGAACGGCAGAACUGCAACGUCGGGCGAGUCAUUGAAACCUGUAGACCCGCGAGCGAUCGACCAACUUUCACUGACAACGCUCGUUAGGUUCGCCGCCGUGGUUUCGAGUCAUUCACAGUCAUUCCGUGACUCCGAGCGACCGCGGUAGUGUUCUGCCCGGGUAUUUCUCUUCUGGGUGGAAGAGCGGCCCCGUGCGCGAGCUGUCAGUCGCGUGUGCUGAGUGAUACCGUAACACAGUGCCACGUUUGCGUAUUUCACGUUUUGCAGUUUCCUCGACGAGUUUCGCGAGUCGCGCAAAACAUUUUUCAUAUCUCCUUUGUUCUAUUUUCUCUCUCUUUUUUUUCUUUUUUUACGAACCCUUUUGCGUCUCGCGCAGACGUCGCCUGGUGACACAGUGAUAUUCGACGUCCAACAUUUUAUCCGGAUAUUUUCACAGCUCUCCGAUUGAUGGAAAGAGAAAUCCGUCGCACAGCUAUGCGUGUAUAUAAUCGCGGGACCUGCGUGCACGCACGGUACUGAGUUACGAGUAUCGCGCGGAUUUCGAUUUACGCGUGAUUUGAUUUAGCGAGCGUCGGGUGGCGCAUGAUUUUCAGUCAACGAUGUCAUCCGGGGAUUGACCGUUUGUUUUCGGGUAAUUGCUCGCCGGAAUUUCGACGUUCCGCGCGCGUGAUUUAGCGAACGAAUCGCUCUCUGUUCGCUGUCGCGAAGGAUGGGGAUAGGUCGCGCGAAUUAAUGCCGGCGACGUGCGCAUUUAUGAAUGCGUGAUUCGGGAACAGGUUCUAGUUAUUUUCGUCUGAGAUCGGAUCUUUACAAUCUGUUGGGAAAGGUCAUGCGUUUCCGAGACACGACAGAAGGAAAAUCCUCGUUGCAUUUUCGCCGAGUAAUUCUAUCGGUGCAUUGAAAGUGCGUGCGGCAAUACAAGGCGGUUGUCAGCGUUGAAGCGGCCUCGCUUUCGAGGGCGACUUUGUCGCCCCGGAUGAAAGUAAGACGGACGCCGUAAGAGGAUUUAGCUUUAUUGCCGCAGCGUGCGGUCUUCGAAGAAAGUGGAAGUUACGGAGAGUGAGAGUCUCCUCUAUCGAGAUAGAAAAGCCGCGCGAUCGUUUCACAACGUCAACCGACUGAUUACGUCAAUCGCGAAUACAGGGACAGGUAUUUGUUUCGACGAUCACGUGUACCAUUGACAAGAAUUCGGGUUAAGGCGAACUCAAGUCGCUUGCGCGGAAUGCGAUUGACUCCAUUGUACAUUUACGUAAUGCGUGCGUGAUCGUCGAAAGCGGCGAAUCGACGUUCGCGCCUCGUUGAAUGCAACGUCGGAUUUCGCAAUGCAACGUAUUUUUAAUAACUUUAUUAAAUAAUUACUAAAGUGCACUCGUCGUUAUUGUUAUUUUACGCAUGUGAUACCUAUGUUUUAAAAAGGAAAAAUUUGAUUUCUCAAUGUAUCAAGUUUGACCUGAUUUCUCAACUAAUAAAGUUCAAUUUGAUGUUUUCAUUCUUUCAGAUGUAAUUCUUUACUUCAGUGGAUUUGCAUCUUGUUUCAAUCAGACGCGUGAAGAUUAUAAAAGGUUUGAUAACAAAUAAAUCACUGGACUGUAUCUCUGUAUUUUUCAAAACUCACCAUAUUGAAGGGAAU